This is a messenger RNA of Dracunculus medinensis (Guinea worm), 2409 nucleotides long. The record is from the annotation of a GenBank genome assembly. NCBI's taxonomy places the organism in Eukaryota, Metazoa, Nematoda, Chromadorea, Rhabditida, Dracunculidae.
AUGCUUCACAUAACAGAAACGAAGGGCUAUGCGAUUGCUAAUAUUCCAAUAAAUGCAAAACAAAAUUGCAUAUAUGUGAGAUGGCAAAGGGUAAAAAUCGUAUUUGGUGCUCGAAGCGAAGGUCCCUAUUCUUUUCAUACAUGCAAAACUGCAUGCACGAACGACGAGGAUCCUAUGAAUAAGGGAAAUCAGCUACAAUGCUCCGGAUUUAAUCAGCGACAAGGACCGAAUGAAUAUACUCAUCAUUGUCAACUUUAUCAAGCCGAUCAAUUGCAACAUGUCGAUGGAUUUUUUGAGGCUGAUGAUCGAUAUAAUUUUUAUUGGAAAUAUUGUAGAACAUGUUCAGGCGAUUAUGCAUAUACAUUUUUAUCGGAUCGCUAUAUGGAUUUUCGUGUGAUAAUUCGAACGAUUCAUACUCGUUCUUUAGAAGAUUGCUUAAGUAUUUGCUUAAAUGAGAAUAGUUUUGCUUGUCGAAGUGUUUCGUUUAAUCGAACCGAUGGUGGAUGUCAAUUAUCACAACAUAAUCAACUUAGUAAACCAGCGCUUAUAAAAAUUAAUAAUAAUCCUAAUUAUCGGAUUGAUUAUUAUGAGAAUAAUUGCUUUAACAUUGCAGAUUCGUUUGUUUUCGACUAUGAAUGUAAAGAUAAUGGAAUAUUGGUGAAAGUUGAGUCAAAAUAUCCCUACACUGGUGCAAUGUAUGGCCUUUACGACUUUUUUACUUGUCGUAUUGAACCUAAAGAUGCGAAAAAAAUGGAAUAUUUUUUUCCAUCGCCAACAAUUUCAAAGAAUUGCAGUGAUAGCAUACGUUAUAAGGGAAACGAUAUGGUACUCGAAAUCGUUAUCUCGACUGAUGGCGUGGAACCGCUGUAUUUUAUCACCCCUGAUGAUUUAACUUAUCAGGCUCGUUGUCCCAUUAAAGAGUUGGGAAUAGUUAAUGAUAAUAUUGAUAUCGCUUCAAAAUUGACAAGCAAAGGCUCUGUUGAUAUGGCGAAAUUCACGGCAGCAUCAGCACAUGCAUUAUUCACAAUGUUGUCGAAUGCCUCACAGAGUGUCGUCGAAACUAAUUCAAAGAGUGAUAAUAUAAUAGAAAAUAUCAAUUGCACUGUAAUCACGAGUACUCCUUUCACAACUUCUACGACCAAGGAUUUAUUCGUAUUACCUUUCCAUCCAGUUGAAUAUAGCACAAUUUCAUCGAUUGUAUUCUUAUCCACGACAGAAGAAAGCACUAUAUCCAUAAAUACUACCACUACCGCCUCUCCAGAAAUUCCUUUAUCAACUUUAAACAAUUCUUUUUCUGAUUCAUAUAAAACUGAUGAUAAAGGGCUGAUAAAAAAUGAGAAAAGUUUCGAUGAAAUUUCAACUAUGACGUUACCAAAAUUGAACAUCCAUUUUACAGUAUUAGAUAAUCAAUCAACCAUAGUAGAGAAGCCAAAAGAAGAGAUUCACGGUUCAGAAGAAAAAAGCACAGUCGAUAUUAUACCCGAAACGACUUCUACGAUCACAACGACUGUGGAUGCGAGUGAUCGGACUAUAUCAUCAACUAUGGACAAUUCAUUGUCUUCAACUUUAACAGAAGAUAUUAGCGAAAGUACGCAGAGUACAACUGAAAGUAGUAGUACUUUUAUAGAGCAUGAAACCUCGUUAAGUACAACUGAAUCCACGCAAAUUACGUCUUCUAAAUUCAUCACAGAAUAUAUAACACCAAAUAUUCCAACAUUAACUGAUGAUAAAUUGAACGUGACUUGGAUAAAUGCAAAAGUACCAAAAGAGGCCGUUAUUUUCGAUAUUUUCCAUAACGGUCAACCAGUUGAAGUGGUAGUGCUCGGAAGUCGAAUAACUCUCAGCUUUAUACCCUAUUAUGCUAUUCCACCUGCUUAUAUGAGUAUAACGGGUUGUCAAGUGGAACCGAUCAGUCCUUUAUAUGAAUGGGAACUCGAACCACUUGCAAUAGUAAAGGAUAGUUGUCAAGCUGAUCAUGUUGGUCUAGUAUGCCCACCGCAAAAAACCGAAUAUGGCAUACAAGUUAUCGUCGAGUCAUUUAGGUAUCAAACCACCGCACAUGUGCAAUAUUCGUGUCUUAUUCGGAUAUGCCCGUUCGCACCGUGUCCUGUGACGACCUGUGAAAAUGUAGAAGGAUGCCCAUCAAAUGAUCUUCUAACAAGAACAUUCGGUUUGCGCUCUAAACGUCAUAUAACACUUGAACAGAUUCGAGCAGCUUUAGCCGCUAAUCCUGAUUUGCAACGACAAAUUCAACUAUCAAAUCGAUUCGGGAACAAACCUCUAACUAAUUCAGAAACUCAACAACAAUUAAUACAACUUGGUGGCGAUCAUAUUGUUAAAAAACGUUUAGUUGUUGUAAACUCAGAAGACGAUCUUCGAUAUUAUAUAAGAACUGGAGAAGUACCAUGA